Molecule: messenger RNA, 3946 nt
Organism: [Torrubiella] hemipterigena
Lineage: Eukaryota; Fungi; Ascomycota; Sordariomycetes; Hypocreales; Clavicipitaceae
Source: the annotation of a GenBank genome assembly
GAAAGCCUAGCAAACUAGUAAACACUCCGUAGAACGUAAUUGCUACCGUAGAAGACAUUGUCUUUUAAGGUGGUGAAAUGCUGUAUUGGUAGGUAGCGGGGUGUCGAAAUACAGUGUGCACUGUUCCCUCUUCAGCGAUGGCUCUCUGUAACGGCGCGUGCACGGCGCGUCUCCCACCCCCACUUGCGACGUUUGGUGAAGACGCUACAGUUAGCACGAGCGGCACACAGUGAUCUCUACAGCUCAAGCAUCUUGCUCUACGCUCCAGCACACGCAAAUCCGUCGCAAUGUCGAGAAGGCACACCAGUCGAGCGCAGUCAUCGGUCGCAGAUUCGUCGCCUGUUCCCGGACGAUCGACCACAGCAGCCAACUUUCCUGCCUAUGAACCGCCAUCUUGCCAUCUUAACGAUGCUGCACGUAGUGCUCUACGGACCAUGCCCAACAGCCGAGACACUACAGCAUAUGCUGGCUGUAUUAAAGAUAGUAUGGCAUUACUCGGUACUAGCAUAAGCGACAUGCACGAGCGAUUCCGGCUUCAACGAGAGAGGUUGGAAAAUCUGCAACGACGCCGAGAGGAAAAGGGUAUAGCCGAAAAGUCCGCCGAUGAGGAGCGGCUAGAAACACACCUAGAGGAGUUCAGCGCGGAGAUUAACGAAUAUACAAUGCAAACAGAAAGCUCGUUUCGCGAUCUGAUUGAUUGCAGGGCGGAACUGGAAGACCAGGAUAAAGCGCUUGAAGAUAUCUACAGCGCUGCAUCGUUGCAGGCUACGGAGCAGAUCUCACAGCGAACUAGAAGUUCGCGGCAGCAAGCUGGCGUUUUACCCGAAGAUGACGAUGAAGAUGAGGUUACCACUCCCACCGUGCCUGCUACGAGCAAACGAGACGAGUUCCGAAAAUUGCGAGCCGACAAGCGCACCGAGUUUGAAAGCAUGGCGGUGUAUCAGCGGUAUGCACUCGACAAUGACUAUGCUGGUUUCAAAAAGAUGUGGCACGACGGUACGCAGGGCGAAGAUGGACCUCCACUAGCAGACCCUUCUCGCUGGUUUGGCCCAGAUGGCCAGCCCGUCCUCGCUAGAGUAGCCAUGCACGACGACCUGCCUGACGCAGCUGAUGGAUCCGAUGACGAGAUUGCUGUCGCCAGAGAAGUCAUCAGCCUCAACUGUCCAUUAUCUCUACGACGCUUUGAAUUGCCAUAUAGCAAUCGCAAAUGCAAGCACACAUUUGAAAAGUCGGCACUACUAUCGUAUCUUCCGCUUCGCGGACAGGUCCAGUGCCCGCAGACAGGCUGUGCACAGACGUUCACGAGAGCCAAAUUCGACGAAGACUUCUAUCUUGACCAAGCGAUUUUGCGCCGUAUUGAGCGAUCUGCGCAGGCAAGUAGGACAAUUGACGACAUGGAUGAUAUGGAGGACGAUGUUUUGGAGAGUUCCAAUCUAGAAGGGGAUAGCGAACUGGCCAUCCAAAGCCAACGGUCAUUACGAAGAGAACCUAAAGACGAACGAUGAAGAUAAAAGAUAUAAUAACGAUACCCUUGCCUUGAUAGUUAUACCAAGUUAGGCUACAGAAAUAAAUGACUUGCAACAUAGACUACAUGUACGCGCUCCCGGCGGGGAGCAAGCUUUUGUACACUUAAAAAUAUCCAACUUUAGAAAUCCUGAAAACCAAACUAGACAAUUACCAUGGCAGCAAUAGCAACACCAGUAAGCGUAACGAUGCUGGGGACAGAAAACCCAGCGGCUGCAUUCUUGGGUGUAGAGGUAGCAGUGAAGACACCGGUGAGAGUAGGCGAUGGGCCAGGCUUGGACGUCGUGUCAGGCUUCGUGUUAUCACUCCACUCCUCCUUGGACCUGUACCAUGCGCCAUUGAUGACUACUCCUUUGCCACUCAAGAAGCCACUCUGCUGUUCAUCGCUGCAGGUGGAGUAGAAGUUGCGAAGCCAGCAAGUAGUCUUUGGCAUAGGAGGCAGCUUGUCAGUCUUGGUGGAGUUGAGCGGGCCGUCACUGCUAAAGGUCUUCAAGUCGAUGUCUUUACCGGUAGAGAUGGACUUGCCCAUGAAGAUACGAGAGAAGAUCUGGAACGACGCCUCGGGCUGGUAGGCGUAGAUGGAGUGGCCGGCCUGGUAGAUGCGGCUGAAGGAGAAGUUGCCAAACUGGCGGACUUCACCACCCACAUAGUCCUUGUUGACGACGAUUGGGGAGUAUCCGGCCGCGGGGAACUUCUUUGCAUAGUCACCGCCAGCCUCGGCAGCGACGGCGAGCGAAAUAGCCUCACCACCAAACCAGUUACAAAUGUAGUCGCGAUCACCGUACAUCAUUCCAACGCGGACGCCGCGCUUGAGAAGGUCAGCCAAACGCUUGAUGUUGCCAGCGCGCGCCAAGUCGCCAGUCUUCGUGAAGGCCUCGUAGACAGCAUUGCUGGAGAAGGUGGUGUAGUUGAUGGGCGUUCCAACAGCCUGCUGAACCUCGCGCUUGUUCAGGUACUCGAGGAAGUGCAGAGGUGGGCGAGGAUCCUGGAGAGGGGCGGCCAAGUCGUAGGAGCUUCUGUUCAUAGAGUAGUAUGCAUACGACGAGUUCCAGCAGGUCUCUGCGGCGUCAUUGCAAAACUUGUUGACCUGGGCAUUCUGGCCCUUGUCUUCCGGGUCGUUCUUCUCAGCGAGUUCCUGGCACUGCUUUGACACCUGGGCACAGCCGCCGUCGCUGUCGUACAUGUCCAGCUCGUACUUCAAUUCCUCAUCAGAAAUAGCUUUGAAGCCGUAAGUGUUCUUGUUGGCGAAAAUGGGGUAGUACCGGUUCUGGAUGCCCUGGUCGACGCAGCCGUUGACGAUGCCAAGCGUAGCAAGCUUGAUUUCCACCGUCGAGUUGGCGUCGAUUUCACCCGUCUUGCGGCGGUCGUUUUGCUUCUCGAAAUAGUCGGCAAAGAUGGGACCGUAGCGGCCGCCAUAGCUCUCUGCAAAGAGGUUGACGCCGAGGUGAGAGUCAUCAGUCGGGCUGUACUGUGGGAAUGUCUCCAUGAAGCCCUGAAGCAGGUGCCACAUGGCGUGCGCUGCAAUCUGGGUGCUGUUGGCCGUGUUGCUCUGCUUUUGGGUGCUGAAGGUGCCAUUGACACCAAACCACGGGCUACUAGUAUCAUUGGCGAUGGCUGCAGGGAAGGUGUAGGUAUCAUUGAUCACGUUGUAGGUGCCGUCGGUGGGGAUAUCAUACGAUAAGCCGACUUGGUUGGGCUGUAUUGAUGUUAGUAUGAUGGUUCAAUCAAAUAUUGGGUGACUAGCUAGGUGCCGCCAUGCAUACCUGGUCAACAAAGAUCAUGUUGGAGCUUCGGUCCCAUCCCCAUUCUUCGGCGGCUGUCUCGAAGCCGUCCAUGCCCUUGUCAAUGAUAUGGCAGGGCCCGUUGCCGCCAAAGAAGCCCAAGAAGGAGCUGGAGCCAGGACCACCGUUGAUCCAGAUGGACAGCGCCUUUGUUGGCUCACGGGCUUCGACAAACCAGAAGAAGAGGUUUGUGGGAAACUCGCCGGGGACAUUGACGUAACCGGUGUAUUGCUUCUGGGAGUCCAGAGCUGUCUUGCAAACGCCCUUGGCCUCUUUGUAGGAGACGGUCACAUUGUCGCCACCUGGGGGCUUGAUAACAGUCAUGUUGAGUGACUUAGGAUCAUUGUGGACGAAUUGGGCCAGUGAAACCGCCGCAAGGGGCAGCAUUAGCAAAGAUGGUAGCAUCACCAUGUUGGAGGACUAGUAGGUGCGCAGCACUUUUGUCUUCAGUCGAGAUUGGAUGGUGAUAGAAAGUAAGAAUUUCGCGCAGGACCAAACAGCAAAAAGAAACCCGCCCUCUUAAAACACGUGCUGAAGGACGAUGGCACUGAAUCAGGCGAGCCUGCGCGGGGAUGGGGAUUGUUCGAAAUUAAGCUCUCAGCCUGUGGCGGGUGAGGCGUGAAUCGGCAUCAGGCUGCGCG